AUCUCCGUUGAUGAAGGAAAAAAAUGCUCUGGUGAAGAGACAAAAGAAGCCAGAGCACAAAACAAUACAGGAAUUUUUCAGGAGCUGAAUAUUUUCUUGCCUUUGAUGAGAGCAUUCUGGACCAGGCACCAUUUUCUUAGUGUGAUGAGAUGCUAAUGAAGUUCUGCUUUCCAGAAGGUGCUUCAGCACCGUCUUUGUUGACCACAUUUCCAAGCAUGCUGGUUAGCAGAACAAAUGCUUCUAACUGCACCACUUUUAGCUGUGGUGCAGCCACAAACAAUGCAAAGCAAAGUCUCAUACCGUUUAUUUAUAGUAGUGUCCACAGUGUGCUGGGCCUUUCUCACACGUUCAACAUUGGGUGAGUCAACCAAAGUUAUGUGAAGAGGACCGGCAGCAGGCAAUGUCUGUACAAACUGAAUCUAUUCACGGGCAAAUAGAUUUUUGAGAGUCAUAAAUAGGAAAGGGUGGGAGUAUCUGGAUGAAAUUGUGCCAAACAUAGGGAGUGCCAUGUGGGAAGAGGCAUGCGUUGAUUACAUGAAAGUUGAUGUGUGGGUAGAUGACAUCUAAUCAAUCCAUGGAGUGAUAAGUUGGGGUUCUCAGAAGUCAGUGCAGGGUUUUGCAGGAACCGUAAAAUCUUAAGCUUCCCUCUGAGUGAGAAAGACCACAGGACCCUGGUGCACAAACUGCUUUCUGAAUUACUUUAUCUGAUGGGAUGAAACUGGGAAGAGUGUUUGUGGCAAUGUUCGCUCUUAAAAAAAACCAUUUUGGCACCUUGUGUGAGAGCAGAGACACUGUCAUCCCACCACCCUACAGAAUUUCUGCUGUGCCGAGCAGUGCUUGCACAGGUGGGAGGUGCUGCUCUGGGGCUUGAACUCUUGCUGCCAGGUCUGGAUAGCUGAGUAGCUGGGUGUCCCUCCUGAGCAGGUCACUGCUUUGAUGUGUGACCUUCAGUGAUCUGGGAACAUCUUCCUGCCUUUCCCCACUGUGAAAUCAAUGCACUCCCUACCUCCCUAGGUUCAGUAAUGAAGUGCUUGAAAAAGUAUUUUGGGACACUUGGCAGCAAGAAUUCUCAUCUAGUCGGACCCAACAUUCAUCGUGCCCCAUCUAAAGAUGGAGCUGCUGAAGGGAUUUCCAUUGCGACGUGCUUUCCUGGCUGUCAUCCUGAACCUGCUGGCUCUCAGCCUUUCCACCACUGCCUUGCUUGGCAGCUACUGGUGCACCGGGACCCAAAAAGUGCCCAAGCCUCUGUGUGGGAAGAGCAAAGCCACCAAGUGCAUUGGUGUCCCCAUGCCGUCUGACGCAGGUGCUAGCAAUGUUUCAUCCCAGGAGGAGGUGCAUUACAGCUGGGAGACUGGAGAUGACCGCUUUGCCUUCAGAUACUUCCACACUGGGAUGUGGCUUUCCUGUGAAGAGAGCAUGGAAGGGCCAGAGGAGAAAUGCCGUAGCUUUAUUGAGCUUUCACCACCAGCAGAGAGAGGAAUCCUGUGGCUGUCACUGGGAUCGGAGAUGCUGUACAUCAGCUUGCUGCUCAUCAGCUUCAUCCUCAUGAUGGUGGAAAUGCUGCAUACGGGCAAUCCUGUCUGUGGGUUGAAACUCAAUGCCUUUGCUGCUGUCUCCUCGGUGUUGUCAGGUCUCCUUGGGAUGGUAGCACACAUGAUGUAUACUCAAGUCUUCCAGGCAACGGUUAGUCUGGGACCAGAGGACUGGAGACCGCACUCAUGGGACUAUGGCUGGGCAUACUACAUGGCCUGGGCCUCCUUCACCUGCUGCAUGGCCUCUGCUGUCACCACUCUCAACACCUACACCAAGACGGUGCUGGAGUUCAAAAGGAACCACAUGAAGGGCUACAAUGGGAGUUUCAAGGAUCAACCUCAGCACCACCAGUGCUUCAUACAGCAGCAAAUAAGCAGCUACUAUGAACCCCAGGCCAAGAUCCUCCAUUCAGUCUCUGAAGGAGUCGACUUCUACUCGGAGCUGCAGCAGAAAGUGCUACAGCGGGAACCAGAGCUGGAGCUGGACGAGGUUUUGGGACAGACGAUCGGGGAGGAUCACUGUUAG
Molecule: messenger RNA, 2058 nt
Organism: Calidris pugnax (ruff)
Lineage: Eukaryota; Metazoa; Chordata; Aves; Charadriiformes; Scolopacidae
Gene: GSG1
Product: germ cell associated 1
Exons: 6
Coding region: 1111-2058 (315 amino acids)
Cellular component (GO): plasma membrane
Source: RefSeq, a predicted model, not a curated record